Molecule: messenger RNA, 796 nt
Organism: Drosophila eugracilis
Lineage: Eukaryota; Metazoa; Arthropoda; Insecta; Diptera; Drosophilidae
Exons: 2
Coding region: 119-460 (113 amino acids)
Source: RefSeq, a predicted model, not a curated record
UUGAGUUUUCCCAAAUUCUCGACAUCGAUAGUGACUAUACAGAUUAUUUUUCUAUUUUGAUUAUUAAAAUGUGAUUGGACAAAGACCCGGUUUCUUCAGUUAAUCCAAGACAUUCUCUAUGACGCGGCCACGUCCGAAAAUGAUCCGCGCUGCAGGAGUCGUUGACGACCCAAGCCGAGUGACCCCACUGCCCUACCUUAACUUCCUCCGUUACCUUAAGCACAAAUUCUUUCAAAGAUCCAAUCUGUGUCGUUUACUCCAGGUGGGUCUUGUACAUUGGAACUCAUUGAGCGAUGCCAAGAAGAAGUUAUUUGAGCCAGAACGCAUCUUGGCCCGAGUGAUUCGAAGGCGACGUCGUCGAUUGUUACGCCGCAGUCAACAUGGGCAGAAAUGUCGUGCUACAGUGAGACGCCCAAUCUACGACAAACGCCCUCCGCCAAGACGCCCCAGACCGAAGUAGACAGUGAAGUUAGUGCCCUGUUCGAUCUGACAGCUUAGAAGUUGCUACGUUUGUUCCCCUGAAGCUCAACCAAGACACUCUUUCAAAAUCGAAGAGUUCCUAACAGCUUUUCAUUAUUUCCAGACUAUAAGCCCUCCUCUUCCGGUGGUUCGGUGACCUAGUAACACCGACAAGCUCUACAGGUCAUUAGCUGGCGCUGCCAACAUCGGUAUCGUGAAGAGUUCAACUACUUAGCAUUUGUCGGCCCUCGUCAACUAACUUGCUUUGACAUAUUGGCGCCCGCAAGUUAAUAUUGAGUUGCGUAAAUAAAUUUCUGUUGCGUGAAUUGAUGUUAAA